AUUUAUUCGCAUCGUCUAAAAGUUGCUGGUAAGAACGUUUCUGGAUUGUCCACUGCAUGCGAAAUGCAGGAACAAGAACCUUUGGAGAAGAAACGUCCCAGAUGUCCAAAGCCACUUCACCGUGACAAUAGACACAUAUAUGUCAAAAAUUGACCGGCAGCGAUUAGUUUAAAUCCAACAAUAACCUUUCGGAUGUUUACCGAUCCCAAACAAUAAAGCUGUUACGGCGGCACAAUACGAGCAGAGUGUGUGGUGGAAAUUAGGACCAGCGGAGCCCAUGAUUGACAGUGGCGGGGGUCGACGCAGUGAGAAGAAAAGUUUGGCGCGUUCACCAUGGACUUCGAGACGCUGGCUGCAGGACUUAACUGUACUCCACCAGCCAUAGAUGACUUCCCCAGAGAUGUGUUCACCGAGAAACAACGUCAAGAUGGCGCUGUCAUCGUGCAUAUCGUCAUAACUCUAUACCUUUUCGUGGCUUUGGCCGUAGUCUGUGAUAAAUACUUUGUUCCAGCUGUCGAAAAAAUAUGUCACGCGCUGAACAUGUCAGCAGACGUUGCAGGAGCUACUUUUAUGGCAGCGGCCACAUCAGCUCCUGAACUUUUUGUGAACGUCAUCGGCACGUUCAUUACUGAAGGAGAUAUUGGUGUGGGGACCAUCGUCGGUUCAGCUGUCUUCAAUAUCUUGGCGGUGGCAGCUUUUUGUGGAAUUGGAGCGGGAAUGUGUGGGGUCAAAGUGAUUCCGUUAGAUUGGUGGCCACUAACAAGAGACUGCCUGGCUUAUGGAAUCACUGUAUCAAUACUCAUCGGCAUUAUCCACGAUGAGAGAGUCGAAUGGUAUGAAGCGUUGACUUUGGUGCUGUUGUACACUGUCUACAUCCUGAUUAUGUAUUUUGAUAAAACCAUUCAGAAGUUCAUCAGAGGUGGUUUGAGGCACGCACACAAAAGCAAAGCACGUAGUAGUGUCAAGUCUACCAUUCAAGUCACAGAUACUCUGGAAACACACCUCCAUAUCCAACUUCCCGACGACCAGGAUGUCAAGACGGACCCGGAUCAGCAAAAACCCGAGAAGAACGAUACCACCGACCACGAAAACAACCUGGCUGGUGUCGAACAACCUCCUCAUAUAUCUGUCGCUCCUGCUCAUGUGAACGGCUCGCUGAAGGUUCCUUUGCCGCCUCCAGAGACACAAUCCGGCGACGGUGACGGCAAGGGCGAGGAGGAGCCGCAUUCUUUGUGGAAGUUUCCUUCUGACAGUGGGAAGUUUACUCAAGCGACAUGGAUAAUCACCUGGCCGAUAUACCUGAUAUUCCUGUUCACCAUUCCUGAUUGCGAGAGGCCCAAAUUCAAGAAGUGGUUUCCUCUGACCUUCAUCAUGUGCAUCAUCUGGAUCGGUUCCCUGUCUUACUUUGUUGCCUGGAUCAUAACCAUUAUAGGUGACACGCUGAAAAUACCUGAUUCGGUGAUGGGAAUCACGUUCCUGGCUGCAGGCACUAGCGUUCCCGAAGCUGUUUCUAGUGUAAUUGUAGCAAAACAAGGUCAUGGUUCUAUGGGUAUCAGUAACUCUAUUGGGUCCAAUACGUUCGAUAUCCUUCUCUGUUUGGGGCUACCAUGGUUCAUCAAAGCCACAUUCAUGCCCACAAUUGCUGGUAAACAUUGGGUAGGUAUCAACUCUGCUGGGAUCGAAUACAGCGCCAUCUCUCUACUUUCCACACUCCUACUGCUCUACGUGGCUUUCGCCUUCAACAAAUUCCAAUUGGACAAGAAAGUUGGAAGAGCGUGCUUGAUGAUGUAUGCAGUUUUUCUAAUUUUGGCCAGCCUGAUCGAGAUGAACGUCUUCUUCAGAGUGAAUCUGCCGACAUGCGGCCGGUGAAGGACUGAAAAAACUGCACGAGUGCCGGUGUGAAAUUCUGAUGUACAGGGCGUCCCAAAAGCGACACGUGAAUUCAAUAACAUUUUUUUAUUCUUUUUUUCAGUCUGUUAGCGGAAGUUGUUCUCCUGAGAAACAAUUUCGUUUCCAACUUCUGGGAACCCUUAGAAAAAGAUAUCAUAAGGUUUUUGAAGAGACAUUUUUUGAUCAUACGCAGAUCCAAAACUAAAGUAAACAUUGUUCAUCAAGCAAAACCUCAUACUUUGAAAUUUACUUUCAAUAUAUAUAACGAUAAUUUUUAGUGAAAAUGUUUGAAAGUUUGGCCUCUUUAAGAGUGCGAAUAAUCGCUCCUUUAAAAAUCCAGAAGCCGCAUGAGAAAGUGGUAUCAACGUAUCUGCUGUGCCAAAGCAAUUUUCCGGAUUUUUUGGCUGUGGUAUACAGGUUUUCAUGCUUGACGAUUUCGUCUACUACUGCGGGAUACAUUAUCAAAAGCGAUGAGCACCAAUUCAGUCAAAGUGCCCGAUUCGGUGCUGAGUUGUUGUUCCCAAUGCAGAAACUACGAAUAUGGUAUUUGACUCCGGUUUUAUAUUAUCAUAGGUGGCUUGGUUUCUCUUAAUUGAACUCCUUGGUCUUGAUUGUCCAAAAUUGAGGACAAGUAGCCAGAUUUUAUUGCCUAAUGUUCAUUGCCUCUUCUUAUGUGUUGAAAUUAUCUGUGCAAUUAAGAACAGGCAGCCAUAUGUUGAUAAUGUUCAUUGCCUCUUCUCCUGUAUUAUCCCUGAUUUGUUGGUUUGUCCAAGGCGACAAUUUCUCUUGUGUUCGUAGAGACGGUUGCCUAUACUUCUUUUCGUGGUUCCAAUGUAGACCGACGCGCAGCUAUGAGAAAUCCGGUAUUCCCCGGGUAAUGCUGAAGGUUCUCUGGGGUCUUUAGCGGACCGCAGACUUAGUGAUUCUCUGAGAUUCUACCAUUCUGGUCCCUAUUGAAAAUUGCUGUGGAAACAUAGUGAAACGUCUACUGGAAUUGUGGAUAGAGCUUGACUUACUCAGAAUCGUUUAUUUCCUACACAUAAGUGCAUGAGUGAAAAAACUGAAAGUUUUUGGAUUGCUUUCUAUCGCCUAUCUUUGUUUACUUCGUUAAAUAGGCCCCUGAUGGUGACUGCUGGCCAUAUAUGAGUGCAUAUUUGGAUUUUCAAAGUUUUAAAUCGUGAUAACUCGAAAACAGUGCUUCUAAAGAAAACAAUUGUAUCUAUUUCAUUUCAUUUUAUUAUCUAAAAGCUUUCUCUGGACCAUUUUCCGGUAGCUCUCAACAUUCAGAGGUUUGGCCUGGAAUAAAAAACAACUCACAAGCGUAACUGACAGGGACUUUUGACAUUCCAUUCAUAUCGAUCUCUGUAAGGUCUGCAUCAAAAUCCCCGUUGUUGGGAAUUAAUACAAGCUUGAAUGUCUAUUUUGUUUGGACUAUUAGUAGUCUUCUGGAGAUUUUGCGUUCAAAAUUCUAUAGGACGCUAUUGGACUACCAAAUAAACUGAUUUCAAACCACUGCAAAUUGAAAAAUCGUGUACAGACUCAUACUACAUAUUAACAAUAACAAAAUGGAAAAAGCCUACGUAAAUAUGCAAUUGUAUGUAUUUUCAGAUAUAUAUCGAUAUCUGGUUUGGAAUUCUACAAAGAACUCAUCAGGGUUUCGGUUAGUUCUUAUAGAACCUGCUAGAAAUUUGAAUUAUUGAAUGAAAAAUGUAUGACGCGAUUGUUUAAAAUACUUCUAAAGAAAUGAGGUAGACAUUUUGAAAUUGAGGUUAGAAUCCAAUGACUCGAAGAGGUGAAAUUGUGAUGAUCUAGAUUAGUAGCCAGGUGGGAAUGAAAUGAAUUAUGAGGCCAAGGAAGAAAUAUUUCUACAUUGCUUCGAUUUUGAAAAUUUUCAAGCUCAUUUUUGGGUUCUAAAUGUGACUUUGCGAGGAAUCAUGAAUGAACAUCGUGCAAAAUGAAUAUAUAAAUUGAUGGCACACGAUUCUCAGACCCAGUGGUCACUCUUUCAGUUUUGGAAGGGAUGCACAUUUUACUCGAAAUAAACUGAAAAAACUUCAACUGUCUGUGAAUUCACUGUCAUUUUUGGGACUACUAGUGUGUCUUAACGUGUCCAUAUGUCAUUUCCAUUUCGAAAAUUACCCCACGUUCACUGUAGUUAUAGUUAUAGAAGUACAACCUGAUAAACAUUAUGUUUAUGCAAAGUGAAUAUACGGAAGAUUGUUUUUUUUUAUUAUAAUCAAAUUGCGUUAGUAUUAGAAAGUUUCUAUGGACCCUCAAGUGUGUAUUCGUGAGAUAGAGCAAUAUUUACUUGGUCAAAUAAUUAAUAUUAGUCAUAAUAUCUCACCAUUUCACUGUUUUAUCUGUCAAACUAAUACAUUUGAGUCUGUUAUGGUUCUGCACUUGCGGUUUCGUAGACACUCCUCCAGUUUCAAAAGAUUAUAUAUGUGUAUGUUACAGUGUACAUAAAAUCGUUAUUUAAGUAAACAUAUGUAUCAGUAAUGAAUCUAUUUAGGUUAGGUUUGAAUAGAAAAUUUGAAACGGGUAUGUAUUUUUCAGUGUUUGUAAAUGAUGAUGCAUAUCCUGCAGAAUUAUUAUCAUUAUUACAAAAGUUAUUGAGUAAA
Leptinotarsa decemlineata (Colorado potato beetle) is the source of this 4511-nucleotide messenger RNA. RefSeq names its product sodium/potassium/calcium exchanger zydeco (gene zyd). Gene Ontology annotation, cellular component: plasma membrane. Gene Ontology annotation, biological process: calcium ion transmembrane transport; intracellular calcium ion homeostasis. The record is from RefSeq and is a predicted model, not a curated record. Gene Ontology annotation, molecular function: calcium, potassium:sodium antiporter activity; calcium channel activity. Lineage: Eukaryota; Metazoa; Arthropoda; Insecta; Coleoptera; Chrysomelidae.